AGCCCGUGUUCAAAUGGGAAUUUAGCUGCACUCCCUACUCAGAAUGCCCUCAGCAGGAACCUUUGGACCAUUCUCUUCCGCAUACAAACACAAAAUAAUCUAGAGUCCAAAGGAGUGUGAAAAAUGGCUCCUCAAAGCCAUUUUGCUUUGCUUUGUGCUUUAUUUUGCAGUAAAGCAUUCAUCACUUGUGGAGCAGAAGGACAGAAUGGUGCUGAGCCAGAAGUGACUAUUGCACUUGGACGGCUCAAAGGGAGACAAACGAAUGUGAAGGGGACAGACAAACUUGUAAAUGUUUUCCUUGGGAUUCCUUUUGCAAAAGCCCCUCUUGGAUCCUUGAGGUUUUCCCCACCUGAACCACCUGAACCCUGGAAUGAUCUGAGAGAUGCAAUUUCUUACCCACCACUAUGUCCUCAAGAUCUGUCCUUGUUGAAAACAGCUGAAAAAAACUUUAAAGAAAAACACGUGCAAUUCCAAACUUCUGAGGACUGUUUGUAUCUAAACGUUUACAGCCCUGCUGGUUCCAAAAAGAAGGACAAGUUACCUGUAAUGGUAUGGAUCCAUGGAGGCAAUUUUAUAUUUGGUGGUGCUUCUAGGUAUGAUGGUUCUGCACUGUCAGCCUACGAGAAUGUUGUGGUAGUAAUAAUUCAGUACAGACUUGGACUCCUUGGAUUCUUCAACACUGGUGAUGAACACGCUCGUGGGAACUGGGCAUUUUUGGAUCAAGUAGCGGCUCUUCGGUGGAUCCAAGAAAAUAUUGAACACUUUGGUGGAGAUCCAGGAUCUGUCACACUCUUUGGUGUAUCUGCAGGAUCUUGCUCUGUUUUUGCACAUGUUUUAUCUCCUUUGUCUAAGGGUCUCUUUCAUAAAGCAAUAUCAGAGAGUGGAAUUCUAAUCCCCUCCGUUAAAGAUUUACUUCUUUCAACAGAUCUUAAGAAAAUUGCAGGUAUAUUUAAGUGUGACAUGACCAGUUCACUCUCACUGAUAAACUGCUUAAGGAACCAGGAAGCAAAUGAUAUAGUCUUUAACGCUACGGAAAUCCCAUUUCUACCCUUAGUUUUGGAUGGAGUAUUUCUUCAUAAGUCACCAGAAGAGAUACUGUCUGGAAAAGAAUUCAAUGCAGUCCCCUUCAUGAUAGGAAUCACCAACAAUGAAUUUGGCUGGAAUAUUAGAUCUACAUCAAAAAUACCAGGUUUAAAGGAAAUAGGAGAUAAAAAAUCAAUCAUUUCAACUUUAGAGCUUUUGCUACCAAUGUUGUAUUUUCCAUCAGAGCUUCUGCCUGCAAUAGUGGAUGAAUAUCUAGGAAACACAGAUGAUCCUGCUGAGCUACGCGACCGAUUUCUGGACUUGCUAGGGGAUGUAGGAAUUGUCAUGCCAUCCAUUAAAGCAUUAAAUUAUCACAGGGAGUCUGGAGCUCCUGCCUACUUCUUUGAAUAUCAGCAUCGGCCCACUGCGUACUGGGAUAGUAAACCAGAGUAUGUGAAAGCUGAUCAUGGAGAUGAAGUUGCCUUUGUCUUUGGAGGACCAUAUCUGGCCGGCGAUAUUCAGCUACGCAGUGAAUUUACGGCUGAAGAAAAGAACCUUAGUCGAACUCUAAUGAAGUACUGGGCUAACUUUGCUCGAAAUGGAAAUCCUAAUGGAGAGGGUUUGGUUGAAUGGCCAUCUUACAACCUAAAUGAAGAAUACUUACAGAUAAAUCUAAAACAAAAGAAAGGCAGAAAGUUGAAGGAAAAGAAGGUAGACUUCUGGAGAAAGGUGAUGUCUGACAAGACAAAUAACAUAAGAAUGGAAAACAAGAAGGUUAAUUCAGAGUUAUAAUUUACAGUCUAAACAUGCACAUAAUAAGCAAACUAUUAGGAUAGUAAAAGAAAUUACUUAAAGUCAUUUUGAGGAUAAAAUUGUUCCUCUUCUUUUCACCUGUUCUUCACAGUUGUCAUAUUAGCAAUUAUUCACUGUAGUAAUUCCAAUUGAUAUAUUUCCCCUUUGUGAUCCUUUACUUUUUACUGGAUUUGUGUCCACAACUCAUUAAAUAUAGUUACAAAUUUCCCGACUGCUCAGAUUUUUCUGUCGCUUUCCCAUGACUGAAGACAGAAUGUAGCAGCAGCUUUGUUUUAAUAAAGUGAAGUCAAUAAAAACACGAUUUGCAAGUAAAACUGACCUAUUAUGUCAAGUGUAUCAUUGAUGGUACAGAAGUUUUGGUCUGAUUUAGAUACAGAAAUGUUCUGUAUACUAAUGAAAGUUCUGCUUUGUAAGUUGGUUUGUAUAUAGUAUAGUAUAUUUCUGACUGUUGUGAUACAUAAUCUGUAACAAUAGUGCUGGAAUUAAGACUUCUCUCAAAUGUUAAAAAAAGGGAUAAAUGAUCUCCACUACACCUUUUUCCUUUUAAAUUUAGCAAUAAUCCCUCUAGAAGAAUCAACGUUGGUAACAUUAUUUUCACACUUUCUGUCUUUUCCCUGGUGCUUUACAUUGUGCUCCAGGCUGUUCCCUGUGCCACCAGUCAGUUCCAGAUCCUCUUUGCAGCGGGUCACAGCCCUUCGUUACUAGCACUGGAGAGAGUUUCAGCUGCACCAGAAUUAUUCUUGAACACUUCAUUUCAGCAUUGUCAAGAACUUCUUUCUCUGCUGUGUCUUGUUUGUUUGCUGUAUCUGGCUCCUAGGCUGCUCCAGCUAUCCCAACCAAAUUCCUCACCAUGCUGCUGCCUCACAGCAGCAUUGUGCAGCCCACAGAUCCUAUGAGGCACUAGGCAUCUGUUCCCUCCUUCUUUCAUCUCCCCUCUGUAUCUCUGGAAGAAUUUUAAAUUGUUCACAUCUCAUAAUGUACUACAACAACUAACUGGCCAUCCCUUCUUUCUGAAUGACUUUAUUGGAAGAUAUAGGGUGGGAUUUCUUUCUGCCCGAAGUGUGUUGCCAGUUGGAACUCGGGAGGUGGGGUGAGACUGUUAACACAGCUGCUGUUUUGCUACUGAAAUCAAGAAAGGUAGCAGGGCAUUAAAAUAUAAAGAGGCAAAUGUCAUCGUGUGGCAGGAUUUUUUUGGCUUGGUCCCUGAUUUACGCAUUAUUCACUGAUGGAGGG
This is a messenger RNA of Chroicocephalus ridibundus (black-headed gull), 3069 nucleotides long. Its product is annotated as fatty acyl-CoA hydrolase precursor, medium chain-like. Bases 124 to 1815 code for a protein of 563 amino acids. The transcript has 14 exons. NCBI's taxonomy places the organism in Eukaryota, Metazoa, Chordata, Aves, Charadriiformes, Laridae. The record is from RefSeq and is a predicted model, not a curated record.